Messenger RNA from Mya arenaria, 1457 nucleotides. RefSeq names its product sulfotransferase 1B1-like. The record is from RefSeq and is a predicted model, not a curated record. Bases 382 to 1266 code for a protein of 294 amino acids. The transcript has 5 exons. Lineage: Eukaryota; Metazoa; Mollusca; Bivalvia; Myida; Myidae. Gene Ontology annotation, cellular component: cytoplasm. Gene Ontology annotation, biological process: sulfation. Gene Ontology annotation, molecular function: sulfotransferase activity.
UCAGUAGCUGCGUCACUGAACACGUUUUUUUUCUUCACAGCUAGCGUGUGUAAAUCGUUCACCUUUGUAGAGUUUUCAGACCUUUACAAGAAACUUCUUGAAGGUAUUCACGAUAAAUAUAAAGUGAGUCAAGUUAUUUUGCUUGACGAAAUGAGAUACAUUUAAACUACAUAGGAGCAAGGUUAAAAAUUGGGACGCUAAACUAGGACGUGAAAAUUAUACUAGAACUGAAAUGAAAGAUUGAAAGGACUGAGGAUUAAUACAAGUGGCAGAUUGACCUUCAUGAGCGAAGAUUUUUUAAGUUAAGAAAUAAGUCACUUUAGUUACGUCAUCCAUUACUUGCAAACUUAAAAGUAUCAACACGCUUGCUGCUGUGAAGUCAUGCCAUACGAGGAGGUUCAGACGCCUGGUGGCACCAAGAAGUUCGCGGUAGAGGAGGGAAUGAGGUUUCUUUUGGACAAGGAGACCAUACUGGGCAGCGGCUCCCUCAAGACCCAAAUAGAAUGGUUACGCAGCACGAAAGUGUUUCCUGAUGACGUCAUUGUAUGCGCAUACCCGAAAUGUGGGACUCACUGGGUUUAUGAGAUUGCCCACAUGUUACUCAACGACACCACGGAGCUCAGUAGGAAGCCAAAGGAAGCCACCAUGUUGGAGUUUCGGACCCGGGAGGAGAUUUCGGUGCUGUCUCGACCACGCAUCCUCAACACACAUUUUUUGCCCUCUGCCCUGCCAACAGAGAUCCCAGAAAAGCGGCCACGAAUUGUACUCGUGCUGCGGAACCCGAAGGACGUGGCCGUGUCGGCGUUCUUUCACUUCAGCAAGGAAAUGGGAGCAAAGGGCAUCCCUUGCCCGCCGAUGGACGUGUUCAAGAACAGUUUUUUAACUGACUACGCUCCCAUCUGUAACUAUUUCAAGUACAUAAAGGCGUUUCUCAAGUACUUAAAUGACCACCCGGAAGUGCCUACCCUGACGGUGUUCUAUGAGCACCUCAAGAAAGAUCCGAUGGCGGAAGUAGCCCGGAUCGCAACCUUCCUUGGGACGGACGGUUGCAAAGUGUCACAUGAGGAAGUGAUGGCCGCUUGCGGAUUUGAAAACAUGCAGAAGGCGGAGCAUGUCAUCCGGGAAUCACACAAAGACAUAGUCAUGUAUAGAAAAGGACAGGUAGGUGAUUGGAAAAACUACUUCACCGUCAAGGAGAGCGAAAUUUAUGAUGCCGUCAUCGCUCGAGAACUUGAAAACACGGACAUUCGCUUCCUGUACGAGUAAAGGACAGGCCCAAUCGUUCUAGGCUUAGAAGUUUUUUUAUAUUGGACUGUUCAUUAGAAUUAAGUUGUGUUUCCUUUUUACAAUGCUCAUAAAUACGAUUGCCAUGCAGAUCUAGAGUGUAAGGUUAACCUAAUAACACUUCUGAAGCUUGAUGACGAAGGACAAUGACGGACUAACAAAUAGCCAACAUA